AUGGCAGCCGUCAGCCCCAUCAGCAGCAGCAGCAGCAGCAGCAUCUCGUCCCGAAGACCUCAUGAAAUAUUGCCCUCCUCCUUAAUGAGUUUCCCGUGGGAGGCGCCCACUAACGGCCGUCUGACCUCAGCAGUCACCACUGAUUUCGCACUGGUCGUCGGCGAAGUCACCCCCCCACCCCCUUCCCACAAAACCGAAGAGCCCCCCGUCGGGAUUGCGGGUACUCUGUGCUCCGCAGGACAUGGCCGAGAGGGACUUUGGGUAUUGCAGGAACGAAGGGGCAUGGGGACACCGUAUCCAAGAACGUUAGGGGACACGACGGGAGCACCCCCACCAAUGCCCCUGUGGCUUUGUGGCCCAGGAGAACCCAAGCGUCUCACCCCCCCACCCCCAAACUUCUGCCCUCCGCUGAAGAGUCCCUGGAUCUCAUCAACCCAAGAAGAAGAAGAAGAAGAAGAAGAAGAAGAAGAAGAAGAGGAUCGAAACGUGAAGCUGAGGAAUAAUAACGAUAAUGAACUUGUGAAGAAGAAGAAGAAGAAGAGCAUGGAGCUGAAAAACAAGUUGGGUAGAGCGGGCACCACUACUAGUACGCAGUGCCACAGAAACCAAAGGAAGUCAUUUGACUCCUGGGUAUGUGGACGCGCCGUCAGGUCCCCUGCAUUUUCACCCCGCAAGGGGCACGCCCAAAGCGAAGAACUAUCCGAGCGACGAGCUUUCUCCGAAUUAAAUGUAGAGGAGGAGGAGGAGGAGGAGGAGGAGGAGGAGGAGGAAGAGAGGAAGAAAGGAGAAAGGACAGAAGAUAAAUUGGGGAGCUUCAGGAAGAUGGAGACUGGUUAUUUGUCUCCGGAUGACCAUGAAAGCGUCCGGGUGCGGCGGAGGUGGUGGCAUCCAUUUAGUAAAGGAGAGACCAAAGCCAGGAAAGAAAACUCCACUUCUAUCAUCCGAGCCGAUGACAACUUCUGCGUAUCCUCCUCUUCCCCACCUCCUACUUUUUCCCUUCUUAUCUUCCCCUGGUUCUCUGCUUCAUCCUCCUCCUCCUCCACCUUCUCAUACUAUUAUUACUCCUCCUCUCAUUCCUCCUCAUAUUGUUCCUCCUCCUCCUUCUACUCCUAUUCCUUCCUCUGUUCCUCCUCAUCCUCUUCCUCCUCCUCCUCCUCACUACCACAACUACCACAGCCUCUAUGCAUCCUACUCUUCCCUUCUUCCAACUUUUUCCCUUCUCAACUUCCCCUUUGUCAUCUGCCUCCUCCUCCUCCUCCUCCUCCUCCUUCUCCCACUCCUUCCUUAGUUCCUCCUCCUCCUUCUCCCACUCCUUCCUUAGUUCCUCCUCCUCCUCCUCCUUCUCCCACUCCUUCCUUAGUUCCUCCUCCUCCUCCUCCUUCUCCCACUCCUUCCUCAAGGAACAAAACCUCCGGUACCCUUGCUCCUCCUUCUCCUCCCCAUCCUCCUCCUCCUCCUCCUCCUCCUCCUCCUCCUCCUCCUCCUCCUCCUACCGCCUCCCAACCCCAAAAUCCAGCUAAAAAGGCACUGACUCCCUGA
Molecule: messenger RNA, 1539 nt
Organism: Macrobrachium nipponense
Lineage: Eukaryota; Metazoa; Arthropoda; Malacostraca; Decapoda; Palaemonidae
Exons: 9
Coding region: 1-1539 (512 amino acids)
Source: RefSeq, a predicted model, not a curated record